CUGAUAAUUGUUGGAGGAAUGACGUAGAACACCAUUAUCCUGUAAAUAAAAGAUGGAAUCAAUGGAUACAGUAGGAAUCCUACUCCUCUUCUAACACUGGAUUCCACUUGAUUCUCAAACCCUAAUUUGCUUCACAGAUUGCAAGGAGGAAGAUGCUUUUCGACGACGUAGUUAUAAUUAAGCAGGCGGAAAAGGAAGACGAAGCUACUGUAAUCACAAUCAAUUGUCCUGACAAAACCGGUCUUGGUUGUGAUCUUUGUCGCACCAUCCUCUUCUUCGGUUUGAGCAUUGUUCGCGGUGAUGUAUCUACAGAUGGAAAAUGGUGUUACAUAGUGUUUUGGGUAGUUGGGAAACCAGGUACGCUAUGGAGUUUAUUGAAGAAGAGACUAUUGGAGGCUUGCCCUUCUUGUUCUUCUGCUAACACACUCAUAUUCUACCACCCUGAAUCACAACCACCCAAGCCUGCAGAUGUGUUUCUCAUCAAGUUUUGCUGCCAUGAUCGACAAGGCCUGUUACAUGAUGUGACUCAUCUUCUUUGCGAGCUUGAACUUGUUAUUCAAAGAGUCAAAGUAUCAACCACCCCUGAUGGAAUGGUGAUGGACUUGUUUUUCGUGACUGAUACAAGGGAACUUUUACAUACAACAAAACGAAAGGAGGAUACACAUGAUCAUUUAAAAGCUGUUCUUAAAGAUGAUUUGUUAAGCUGUGAGAUAAAAAUGGUGGGACCCAAUUUCACAGCAUGUUCUAAUGGCCCACCAUCUUUUAUUCCUCCAGAAAUCACAGAAGACAUGUUUAAUCUUGAAUUGUUGGAUGAAAACAAACAUGAAAGUGUUUCAGUUUCAGUUUCAGUCAUGAUUGAUAACUCCUUAAGUCCUGCUCAUACACUUGUCCAGAUUGUUUGCCAUGAUCACAAAGGAGUCCUCUAUGAUAUAAUGAGAACUUUGAAAGAUUACAACAUUCAGAUAUCAUAUGGGAGGUUUAUGAAGAAAGAUAGAAAAAUUUGUGAACUUGAUUUGUUUAUAGUACAAGCUGAUGGAAAGAAGAUUGUGGAUCCAAAUAAACAAAGUGCAUUGUGUUCUAGAAUCCGUAUGGAAUUAGUUCGCCCUCUAAGGGUAGGUUUGGUCAACCGUGGGCCCGACACAGAGUUGGUUGUUGCAAAUCCGGUGGAGUUAUGUGGGAAAGGGAGGCCGUUGGUAUUUUACGAUAUUACCCUUGCUCUCAAGAUGCUGAAUAUGGACAUAUUUUCGGCUGAAAUUAGUAGGCAUUUGAUUGGAGGGAGAGAAUGGGAAGUUUAUAGAGUUUUAUUGAAUGAAGGGGACAAAUUGUGUGUGCAGAAGGGUAAGAUUGAGGAAGGGGUUAGGAAAAUGUUGAUGGGUUGGGAUCGAUGAUGAUAGUGGUAUUAUUGUAAAUACAAGAAAGGAGAGGAUGAAAGAGGUAAAAUCACUUCUUUGUAAAUACACGUCUUUGUAAAUAUGUUUGAUAUAGAAUUCAAAACUUUGCAAUAGGUAUAA
Molecule: messenger RNA, 1511 nt
Organism: Lactuca sativa (garden lettuce)
Lineage: Eukaryota; Viridiplantae; Streptophyta; Magnoliopsida; Asterales; Asteraceae
Product: ACT domain-containing protein ACR10
Source: RefSeq, a predicted model, not a curated record